UUAAAACUGAGAGAGAAAGAGAGUUGUAUUUAUCAUUAUCAAAAUGCCAUAUUGCUGCAAAUUGCCAUGGUAUUUCAGAAGCUAGAAAGAGAUAGAUAAAAAAAAAAUACUAUACUAGCGCCAUUUUCUAUUUGUUUAUAAUUUUCACGGUGAAUUUUUGUACUAAUGUUAUGCUAUUUUAGUAAAAAAAAAAAAAUAAAAUAAGAGGGGGUAUGAAUUGUGCACGCAAAAAUUAUCAAGAAAGUGAGUAACAGAUGCACCAAAGGAAUAACAUAAUUAUAUUAAAUAAAUUGAGUAUAUAUAGGUAUACACACAUAUACUACAAUAAAAUAAUAAAGAAAUAAAAACCACAAGAUAAAGAAAAGAAAGAAAAGUAACCAAAAGCACCAAGUAAUGUAGUGGUGGUGUUGGUGAACAAAGUGUCUUGUAGAUUUUGUAUUAGAUAGAGACAGAACAAAAAAGAAAAAAAAAAAAAAACCAUACAAUCAUAAAUAGUUAGACAACAAAAGAUAUCAAGAAGAGAGAGGCCAAUAGCUGAAGAAAAAAAAAAUAAAAAAAAGUCGUGUGUCUUGUGUACGUAUGAAAGAAAGAGAGAGAGAGAGAGAGAAAUGUAAUCUGUUGGUGUUUGAGAAUUGAGACUCGUCGAACGGAAAUACGAUCAAACAUGGAGAAUAAUUUAGUAUUUUUGACUCUCUAAAAUUAACUCAAAGUGCCUAAGCUAAGUCAAAAAAAAAAAAAAUAAUAAUAAUAAAAGGAUAAAAAAGUAAAAUAAAAUAAUAAUUGUUCAUUUUAUAAUUUGGUAUAAUAAACACAAGUGUUAGUCAUAAUCAUAAUCAUCAUCAUCAUCAUCAUCUUCUUCAUCAUCACCACCAUCAACAUCAUCAAAGUAUAUUAAGCACCUUGCUUAGUGUGAGCCAAUCAACGAAUCAGCAAGUGACUUGUAGGUGUUGAAAUAAAAUAAAAAACAUCAAGCAACAAAUAGUCUCAACAACGACUCCAAGACUCACCUGCACAACACACAGUCAUUUAAAUAAUUAUUAUAAAUAAAAUAAUAAAUAAAAAGUACACGUUGUUUGGAUCAACACGCGGCCCAGGGCUGCCUAAACACAAUCACAAUGGAACUUCGUGUUGGAAGUAGAUAUCGUCUUGGACGUAAAAUCGGGAGUGGUUCAUUUGGUGAUAUUUAUUUAGGAACCAACAUCUCAACUGGCGAAGAAGUAGCCAUCAAACUGGAAUGCAUAAAAACACGCCAUCCACAGUUACAUAUUGAAUCAAGAUUCUACAAGAUGAUGCAGGGUGGAGUUGGUAUACCUUCAAUAAAAUGGUGUGGUUCUGAGGGUGAUUACAAUGUUAUGGUGAUGGAAUUACUUGGUCCAUCACUUGAGGAUUUAUUUAAUUUUUGUUCUCGAAGAUUUACACUGAAGACUGUACUUUUACUUGCUGAUCAAAUGAUAAGCCGAACUGAUUUUAUACACAGUCGUAAUUUUAUACAUCGUGACAUUAAACCAGAUAAUUUUUUAAUGGGAUUAGGUAAAAAAGGUAAUCUUGUAUAUAUAAUUGAUUUUGGUCUUGCUAAAAAAUAUCGUGAUGGAAGAACACACAGACAUAUACCAUAUCGAGAAAAUAAAAAUUUAACUGGUACAGCACGUUAUGCAAGUAUAAAUACACAUAUGGGAAUUGAACAAUCACGUAGAGAUGAUCUUGAAUCAUUAGGAUAUGUUUUUAUGUAUUUUAAUAUUGGUAGUUUACCAUGGCAAGGAUUAAAAGCAGCAACUAAACGACAAAAAUAUGAAAGAAUAUCAGAAAAAAAAAUGUCAACAGCAAUUGAAGAUCUUUGUAAAGGAUAUCCUAUUGAAUUUGCUAAAUAUCUUAGAUAUUGUCGUCAAAUACGUUUUGAAGAAAGACCAGAUUAUUCAUAUUUACGACAAUUAUUUCGUACAUUAUUUCAUCAUGAAACAUUUACUUAUGAUUAUGUUUUUGAUUGGAAUAUGUUAAAAUUUGGUAAUGCAAGACAACAACCACUUCCUGUUGCUCAACAAGCACCAAUUCAUUCACAAUUAGCUAAUAUACCAUUAUCAUCUGGUACAAAUAAUGAUCAAGAUCAUCCAUCAAGAUCAUAUACAAGACAAUGUUUGGCAAAUGCAUCUGGUACUGAUGGUGGUGGAACAGUGAGUAAAUCAGGAAGACGUCAAAAAGAGACUGAGCAGGAUGAACUGGAGAAGGUAAAUUUGCAAGGUGAUACGGACGCUCAAGAAAAAAGGAGAUUUACUAUGAGAUUGUACCGUAACACAACUUCAUCAGCACCUUCUGGAGGCACCUGCGAUAUGCAGCCAAAAUCCAAGUAAAAUUGUGUUGUAAUUAGAAAGUACACAAACGGUAUAGAAAAAUGAUAGAAAAAAAAAAAAAAAACAUUUAAUUAAAAAGAAACUAAAACGCUAAUAAUUAAUAAUAAAAAAAAUAAAAAAAAUAAAUGAUGAAAACAAGACAUUUGCCUAACUGUCUGUGUUUAUAAAUUGUUUUUUUUCGAUAAUUCCAAUUGACAAUAGAGUGAUUUUUAAUUUAACUCUAAAUUAUCAAAAAUUAUCAAUAUCAUUAAAUAACAAACGAAAAAAAAAAAAAAUAAAAUAAUUAUGUAGCUAAAAUUCAUAAGUAUAAUAUUAUUUGUUUCGAAAUAAUUUUUUUCUUUUUUUUAUUCAAAGAAAAUGGAUAAUUAAAAUAAAGGGGAAAGCAUUGAUGAUAUGAUUAAACUCAGUGCCUGUGGAUAUUCAAUGAGUGUGUCUAGAAUUAAAAAUAAUAAUUGCAUCUGUUUAUAUACAUAUUUACAAAUGCCUACGUAUAUUUGUUUUAAAUGUACGUAAAAUGAAAAAAAUUAAAAUAAAUAGAUAGAUAAAUAAAUUUUAAGUAUAACUUGAAAAAGUUUUUUUUUAAAAAACAAAAAAUACACUGCCACACGUAUUUGUGUGCAAUGAAAAACGAAAAACAAUUUGACAAUUUUCAAACACAAUUGUUUCGAAAUAGAAAUAAAUAAUUAUUAGUCGAAAGCGAGUGGGGUAUAUUUGUUUUUGUAUAAAAAAAAAUAACGUGGAAUAUUAUUGUUUAAUAAUAACAACGGUUGUUAUAAUUACUAGUAAUUGUUUUUUUUUUUCUUUUUUUUUUUACUGUACAGUAUAUGUGUGUUAAUUAAAUAAUUAUUCCGGCGGUUUAUAAACAUGCUGUUAUCCAACUUAAAUAUAAACAUUUUCAAUUUAUUUUCUUUUUUAUACUAAUUAUUUAAGUAUGGACUUGACAAAACAAAAAUCACUGCCACUUUUUUUUUGUUUAAUGAUUUUUUUUUUUUUUUUGUAAUAAUCAUGUUGAUUUUAUCGUCCAUUGUCUAAAAUAAAUUGAAAAGGAAUUGCUAGACGAGCCAAAUGGUUGCCUG
Molecule: messenger RNA, 3421 nt
Organism: Aphidius gifuensis
Lineage: Eukaryota; Metazoa; Arthropoda; Insecta; Hymenoptera; Braconidae
Product: casein kinase I
Exons: 8
Coding region: 1116-2345 (409 amino acids)
Biological process (GO): endocytosis; peptidyl-serine phosphorylation; signal transduction
Cellular component (GO): nucleus; cytoplasm
Molecular function (GO): protein serine/threonine kinase activity; ATP binding
Source: RefSeq, a predicted model, not a curated record